AUUUUAAUGAAUGAAGUCGGUGUUUGUUGUUUUAUCACAGAAGCAAUGUUUUUCUGUUUAUAGGGAUGUUGAUAGUUAAUUUUCAAUAAAAUACUUUGAAAUGAAUCUAACAGACUUAAAUUCCGGGGGAAUGGAGGCAGUGAAAUCGUUUAAUGGCGAGCUAUCGUCUUUGUACGAAGUCAAGCCCCCGAUAUCCAAAGCAAAAAUGACUGCCAUCACAAGGGGGGCGAUCAAGGCCAUAAAAUUCUAUAAGCACGUAGUACAGAGUGUGGAAAAAUUUAUACAUAAGUGCAAACCUGAGUACAAAGUUCCUGGCCUGUAUGUAAUCGACUCCAUUGUAAGACAGUCAAGGCACCAAUUUGGAGCAGAAAAGGAUGUGUUUGCUCCAAGGUUCUCGAAAAACCUGCAGAGUACAUUUGUGAACCUCUUCAAAUGCCCUCCUGAGGACAAGAGCAAGGUGAUCCGUGUGCUCAACCUGUGGCAGAAGAACUCUGUGUUCCAAUCGGAGGUGAUCCAGCCGCUGUUCGACCUGGCGGACCCCAACCACCCCAUCCACCAGGAGCAGGCGGCGCUGGCGGCGGCCAGUGUCACCAGCAACGGGCUGGGGGCCUCCUCCGCGGGGCGGACCCCUCCUCCCUCGGGCGUCGCCCCCUCCCGGGCCCCGCCCGGCUCGGGCAAGGCCCAGGCGGCGGGCAAGCAGGACCAGGCGGGCCAGCCCGUGUGGCUGUCCCUGGCCCAGUCGCAGAUAGAGGCGGCCAGCAACGCGGUCAAGCAGCUGGCGGGACCCAGCGGCAACGCCGUUCCGCCCCCCAAGCCCACCACUCCGGUCCAGAUGACUGCCCAGAGCGUGGAUGCCAACAUCAUCUUACAGCUGCAGCAGCUGCAACAGCUGCUUCUGAAGCAGCAGCAACAGGAGAUAGCUGCCCAGCAGGAGUCCCCGAAGGUCAAGUUUGACAAGAAGCUGCUGGACUUCGACUACGGGUCGGAGGACGACGACGAGAACACGUCGCCCAAGUCGGCCUCCACGAGCCAGCAGCACUCUGGGUCCCAUGGUUCCUCCCACUCGCACGCCCACUCCCACUCCCACUCCCACUCCCACUCCCACUCGGCGCAGCAAGGGGCUGCCCCCGCCCCGGCACCGGCCCCAGCCGCCGCAGCGCCCGCCGCCGGCCUUGAGACGCUGCUGUCCAACCCGGAGGUGCUGCGGCAGCUGCAGACGCUGCAGCUGCAGAUGUCGCAGCAGCAGGUGGAGAUGGAGGAGAAGAUCCGCAAGCUGCAGGAGAUGAAGCAGCAGGAGGAGGAGUUCGACAAGCACCUGGCCCAGACAGUGCCUAACCUGCCGUUUGCGUCGGAGUGCGACCUGAAGCCGUCGUCGGAGGGGAAGCACAACCACCACCACCAUCACCACCACCAGCAGCUACAGCAGCAGCAGCAGCAGCAGCAGCAGCAGCAGCAACAGCAGCAGCUACUGCAGCAGCAGCAGCUACAGCAGCAGCAGCAGCUACAGCAGCAGCAGCUACAGCAGCAGCAGCAGCAGCAGCAGCAGCAGCAGCGGUACGACCCCCUCGAGUACGACCAGAACAAGCCCGCGUACACCUACCCCGUGGCCGACAUGACCCAGCCCCCGCCCGGCUACACCUCGGGUGCCCAUCAGCAGGACGACUCGCUGGAGGACGGGGAGCACGUGGACUCGGGAAGUGAAUAUCAGGGGAUGCAAGACUCUCACAACUCUGUGGAGAUCAUCAACUUGGACGCUGGCCGGUCGCGGAGUCCCACGCCCUCCGGCGCCAAGGGGUUCAAGAAAAGGCACAGCAGGUCACGCUCGCGAGACCGGCGACACAGAAGGAGCCGCUCUCGCUCCCUGUCGGAUGAAUCACGCUUGAAGCAAGUCAAGAGAAGGAGGUCAAGAUCUCGAGACAGGGAGAGGGAUAGAGAGCGUGAAAGAGAGCGCGAGCGAGAACGGGAACGCGAGAAGGAAAAGGAAAAAGAGAAGGAGCGCGAGAGGAGGAAGAAGGGUUUGCCUCCCAUCAAGAAAGAGCACUUGAGUGUGUGCAGCACAACACUGUGGGUGGGACACUUGUCGAAGCUUGUUCAUGAAGAGGAACUAUCGGACACUUUCGGGGAGUACGGGGACAUAGUGUCGAUUAAUGUGAUCCCACCAAGAGGAUGUGCAUUUGUGUGUAUGAAUCGGCGCCAGGAUGCGUUUCGGGCACUACAAAAACUCAAGAACAACAAACUUCAAGGGAAGGCUAUAACUUUGGCAUGGGCUCCAGGAAAGGGUGUAAAGGGCAAAGAGUGGAAAGAUUUCUGGGAGGUGGAUCUCGGAGUCUCUUACAUACCGUGGGAGAAGCUCCCGAAAGAUUUUGACGUUGAUGUUCUUGAAGAUGGAGGCAUGAUUGACGAGGAUACACUUCCAGAUUGGUUGAAAUCACAAUCUCAGCAGGAACUGCAACAGCAGCAGCUACAACAACUGCAACAGCAGUUCCAGCAGCAGCAGCAGCAGCUACAACAGCAGCAGCAGUCCUCACAAGCCUCGUCCGUGCAGUCCACGCCGUCCAUCCCCACGGAGUCCAUGACCCCGGCGGACAUGAACGCUCCCCCGCCGGGCUUCAUCGCGGUGCCCGACGCAGUGUCCCGGCAGCAGUCCAUGGUGGACACCACCCAGCCGCCCCCGCUGCGGCCGCCCGACGCACUGCCCACGCCCGCGGGGCUGUCAGCUCCGGGCAUGCCUGGCAUGCCCGCCGGCAUGGCUGCGGUGCCUCCGCCCGGGACCAUGCAGAUGGUUGCGCCCUUCGCCAUCCCCAAUGUACCUCGCCUCUUAGCUCCAAUGGGGAUGCACAUGGGUCCAGGCAUGGUGCACAACGUGCCCAUUGGCGUGCCUCCCCCCGGCAUGCAGGGGCUCAUGAUGCAUCAGCAGAUGAUGGGCGGCGUGCCCCCUCCAGUCAACUCUCCCUUCAACCCAGGUGCACCUGUGGGCAUGCUAGCCCAGAUCCCACUGCCUGCUCCAGGGGCACCCCAGGACAAGCCCCCCGCCACGGGCAUGCCCCCCAACGUGGUCAUGCCACCCAAUGCAGGCAUGCUGCCGACGGGCAUGGGCAUGCCGCCUACAAGCAUGCCCUCCUCUAUGCCGACACCGGUUUCCGAGGCCACUCGGCAAGGCUUGAGUGACCUCAUGCAGUUCGGGGCUCUGCCACAAUUACAGCAAGCACACCAAUUAAGACUGGCUUCAAUGAAGCAAGAUGACAUGUCUGUUGAUAUGAACAUCAGUGAUGAUCAGCAGACAAGCAAAGGGACACAGCAUGAGCCAGCUAUGAGGCUGAGUGACCAGCUGCUGGCGGCCAUCUCUGGGACUCAGUCGUUCAGGAACGCCAUGGGUGGCGGCCAGGGUCUGCUUGGUUACCAGGGGAACAUGCCCCCGCCGUUACUGUCGGACGAACAGAUCCAGCAGAUUCAUCAGCAGCAGCACCAGCAGCAACUGGGCGCGGCGCUGGCCAAGGCCAGCCAAGAACUGGCCAAGGACGACGCGGAGAGGAACAAGAGUCGAGAAGAUAGGAACAGGUCUCGGGACAGGGAUCGCGACAGGGACCGCGACCGCGAGAGAGACCGGGAAAGAGAUCGCGAGCGGGACAGGGAACGAGACAGGGAACGUGACAAAGACCGCGGAGACAGGGAAAGCAAGGACAAAGAUAAGGACAAGGACAAGGACAAGGACAAGGACAAGGACAGAGACAGGGAGCGAGACAGAGACCGUGACACUCGGAGAGACCGGGAUCGCGACGGUGGUCGCCGGGAUCGGGACAGGGACAGAGACAGGGACAGGGACCGCGGUGAUCGCCGCGGUGGGCGCGACAGGGAACGAGAUAAGGAGCGUGGUGGAGACAGGGACUGGAAGGACAAUGACGACAGGGGUCGUCCCGCUGCUGCAGAAAGUACGCCCAUCUCGCCUUGGCUGCCGGUACAGUCGCUGGUGGAGCCGCAAGACGCAGGCAAGGACAAGCCCAGCCUGCUGGACCGGCUCCGAAGCCUGGCUAACGACGGCCACACUAACACUGGCCCGGACAAGGAUGACAGGAUGAGUAUGCGGGACAGAAGCAGCAGUGGGGACCGUGACAGAAGCCGGGACCGCGACCCGCGGGCCAGGGAUGGCGUUCCCCCGCCGGCACUAGACAUGCCUCCCCCCCAGCAGGAGCCCCCGGAGAGAGCGCCGGUGGAGGGAUCUCCCGUCGCACCCCUGCUGAGGUUCCCUGGGCCAAGGGUGCCAGGGGAGGCUGCCGCUGCACCCCAUCCUCCUUUCCAAGGUCCUCCGGGCUUCAGUCCUCGGGGCCCUCCUCCGGAAAUGUUCAGACCACCGCCAGGUCCCGGGAACUUCCGGCCACCUCCCUCGUUUGGCCCCAGGGGCUCAGCCCCUCCGGAGAGGGAGGGUAAGUUUGAUCCCCGGCGGGAGAGAGAGGCGUUCGAUCCCAGGAACCACGAUGGAUCGAGACACCCUCCUGAAGACUUCCCUCCUGUGCCGGCCCACCCAGAUGAGUUUGACAUCCUGCCCCUUCAGAAGGAAGAGUUUGAGGUGCGCAAGAGGCACCAGGCAGAGUUUGAGCUGAGAGAGAGACGACCCGACGACUUCAACGACAGGAAUGUACGUCCAGAUGACUUCAGUGACAGGAAUGUACGUCCAGAUGACUUCAAUGACAGGAAUGUACGUCCAGAUGACUUUGAACUGAUGUCCCAUCGUCCUCCGGACGGCUUUGAGCACCGGGGUCCUAUCCGGGACUUGUUCGACCCCAGGAUGGCACACCCGGACGACUUUGACAUCCGGGGCCCGCCCCCACCCAUGGAAGCUUUUGGGCAUGAAUUCUACCCUCCGCAGCGGGACGGCUUCAUGCCCGGUCCGAGGGGCUUGAUGGGUCACGGGCCACGCGGACCUAUGAUGGGCCCGUACAUGGGGCCACGAGGACUCGCAGUUCCGAUGUUCCACCAUCGAGGCCCGCCCGGCCACAUGGGCAUGAGAGGGCCCCGGCCAGGUGUGUGGAUGGAGGGCCAGGGCAUGCCAGGGGUGUUCGGGCGAGCGGAGGGCGGCCGUCCUGACGGCUUCUUCGGCCGGCCGGCGUUGGAGGAGCGCAGGGGCCGGGACCGCGGCGGCUGGGCCCCCAGGAGGCCUCGCGAGGACGGGAGGUUCCCGGGGUUCGGCAGGAGACGGGGAGGGGACGACGGAGGCUGGGCGCCCCGUCACGACGGGGGCCGCGGCCGCAAGUCCCGCUGGAGCGUCAUCUCUGCCGGCGAGGAUCCCGCUCGCGAGGAGUCGGGGGAGGUGGAGGAUGACGAGGCCGAGUUCGUGAUGACGGAGGACGGGGUCCAGUUGAAGUCGAAGGGAACGCCCAAAGAGGAGAGCGUGAUGGACGCGUCGCAGGGGGACAGCACCCCGUGUAACGAUGAAAAGGAAGCCCCGCCGGACGAAAAGCCGGGGCAGGCGGCCGCCGCGGAGACCGAGGCCGAUGCCGAGUGACGGUCGCGACUCGGUUAGACUCGAUGCGAGUGAAUGUGAACCUGUUUGAUCGUUGUUGCUCGUCACCGUGUACAAGUGUUUCGUGUACUGUUUUACUUCUUUUUCCACUCGUUCGAUAUGAGUUGAACAUAUUGUUGAUGGUUUCGUGAUUUGAAAAACCAAUGAAAGCAAAUUUUAUAUUUUUACGUAUUAAAAAAGAAAUUCUUGA
Molecule: messenger RNA, 5708 nt
Organism: Bacillus rossius redtenbacheri
Lineage: Eukaryota; Metazoa; Arthropoda; Insecta; Phasmatodea; Bacillidae
Gene: Isha
Product: SR-related and CTD-associated factor 4
Exons: 21
Coding region: 101-5500 (1799 amino acids)
Cellular component (GO): nucleus
Molecular function (GO): RNA binding
Source: RefSeq, a predicted model, not a curated record